AUGGAUCCAUCAGAAAAUCCUUUUGAUCUUGCAGCAUAUAUUCAAAAUAGUCAAAUUGAAGAAGCUUAUAUACUCAACCGAUUUAGAGAGCGUCGAAGAAAAAUAUUGGAAGAUACUGCACCUCGUAGUAGAAAAUAUCUCGGUAGAGAUCAUGCAGCGGCAAACCAGAGGCUAAUUGACGACUACUUUGCCAAUGAGCCUACAUAUGACGAUGCAAUGUUUCGUCGUCGGUACCGGAUGCAAAAACAAUUUUUCCUUCGAAUCGUUGGGGACCUUUCAAGCAGUGAUAACUACUUCACCCAACGAGUUGAUGCAGCCAAUAAAGAAGCAGAUGCGGUCGAUGAGUACAUCAAAAUUGGAGGUACUACAACAUUGGAGUGUUUACGUAGAUUCUGUAAAGGAAUCAUACGAUUGUAUGAGCAACAGUACCUGAGAGCACCAACCCAAGAUGACCUGCAAAGAAUACUACAUGUUAGUGACAUGCGGGGGUUCCCAAGCAUGAUCGGGAGUAUUGACUGCAUGCACUGGGAGUGGAAAAACUGUCCUAAAGCAUGGGAAGCUGAUGGUAUCUAUCCUUCUUAUCCAACUUUCGUCAAAACGAUUAGACUUCCUCAAAGUGAACCCGAUAAGUUAUUUGCAAAAGUUCAGGAGGGAUGUCGGAAGGACAUCGAACGUGCAUUUGGAGUUCUUCAAGCUCGUUUUAAAAUCAUUCGUGAACCAGCUCGCUUGUGGGACAUAGAUGAUUUGAGUAUCAUUAUGAGGUCAUGCAUCAUAUUACAUAAUAUGAUUGUUGAUGAUGAACGAGAUAAAUAUUUGCAACGUUGGACCGAUUUUGAGCAAUAUGGGGAAAUUGAAUCUAGUAUAAUGAACAAGAAAGAAAAUCAAAUUAAGUAA
Molecule: messenger RNA, 894 nt
Organism: Lotus japonicus
Lineage: Eukaryota; Viridiplantae; Streptophyta; Magnoliopsida; Fabales; Fabaceae
Exons: 5
Coding region: 1-894 (297 amino acids)
Source: RefSeq, a predicted model, not a curated record